UUGAGGCCGCCAGGGAAGACUCCGCAUUUCAAGGAAUACAGCUAGCCAGAAAUAAUGGUGGAUAAUAAUAGGCUAAAACAGAUGUUGAAGAAACUGAAUAUAAGCUAUACGGACCGGUCCGUUUGUGUUUGGAGUCAGCCAGCUUCUUCACCCCAAGUAACAGGACAUCGGUAGCCGACUGCCCGGCUUGCUAGCCCGCGGUCCUUCCCAAAAUCUCGGCUCCAGAAUCACGGAUCUCAUCUGUUUUUUUAAAAGCAUAACGAAAGCUAGCCAGCAUCAGACGGAACCGACCGGAGCACAUGACGCCCGUUUGCUCUCAUUAAAGUAAAGGUAUGACCUGCUAGUCCUCUAUUGCGAAUCCGACCGCUAGGAUCAAGCUAGCAUCAUCUGGAGUUGGAUGGACGCGCGGCUCACACUCAAACACCCACAGCAUCCCUGCCCGGGACGCGUUCAAGCCUGUGCUGCUGCACCGGAAUGCUAACCACUGAGGAAGCGGCUCUAACAUGACGGGGGACGUUUCUCAACCGCCCAACGCCUUGAGGUGCUACACAGACAUUUUCUAGAUGCCAAAUGUGAUGACCGUCCCGAGCUUGCACCAUGUAUGUGGCUGGCCGUGUCUGUCUCCAGCCUUGCGGAUGACACUCACACCGGUCCCGGCGGUUCAAGGCGAGCAGCAGCGGCGGCGCGGAUAACACCGUCGCCGGUAAAGUUAGUGCUCAGAGACUUGACGUGAGCUUGUAGCGCCAAGCUAGGAGGCUAACAGCACAAUAUAAAAAGCCUCAACAAAUGCCAACACAAAUGGUAUCCCAUAAGGUUUUAGUCGCAAUAAUCCUACUGAACGUGUAUAUAGGUGUACAGUCUGUUUUUUACUUAUUCGGCGGGGUCCUUUUAACGGUCGUGUUUGCUAUGGCAUUUUUAAAUGGACCCAGGCUGCUGGACUGGGCAAGUUCACCUCCUCAUCUUCAGUUUAACAAGUACGUUUUAACCGGAUACCGGCCAAUCUCCUCCGUGCAAGACUGCAUCAGAAGCCUGUUUUACCUGCACAAUGAACUUGGGAACAUAUACACUCACGGCAUCCCUCUGGUUUGCUUCCUGGUGCUGCUGCCUCUCAACAUUCCCUGGUCUCAGAUCAGCGUCACGUGGUUGGGCGUGGUGCACUUCCUGGCUUGCCUGUCGCCCCAGCUGGGCUCUGUGCUCUAUCACCUCUUCAUGAACCACGAGGGAGGGGAACCCGUCUACCACACCCUCCUCAAACUCGACGUGUGCGGAAUCUGCAUGAUCAACACGCUGGGAGCGCUGCCCAUCGUCUACAGCACGCUGCUGUGCUACCCGUUCAUCCGCACCGUGGCCCUGUUAGUCUACAUCCUUCUGUCCAGCCACGCCAUCUACUGCGCCGUCACGGCUCGGAGCAGCGUUCGCCGGCUGCGCUCCUUCGCCUGGCAGGCACUGUUCCGCUUCUCCUUCUUCCUGCUGCGCUGGGUGGGCGUGGGCGGCGGCAGCCCCACCUCGCUACGCCACUUCCUCAUGAUGGACGCGCUGGCCGUGCUGGGCGGGGUCAUCAACAUCACACGCAUCCCGGAGCGCUUCCGCCCGGGCCUGUUUGACUAUUGGUGCAACAGCCACCAGAUCAUGCAUGUACUGGUGGUGGGCUCCAUCCUUUAUCUGCACUGGGGUGUGCUGGACGACCUGCUGUGGAUCAACAGCUACAACUGUCCCUCAGACUGACCCCCCCUGCAGCCCCCACCCCCCCUCACAACGAACACCGGGAUGUAAGGUUCAAGGACCUCUGGGGGGAGGGGGGUGUCUGGAAAGGGAGGGGAAAUGAGGGGGAACUGAUGCUGCGAGGUGAGACGAUGUGUUGUCCGUGCAUGUGUUCGCCUCAUGCCCUCAAACUCAGAAUGUUCAUAUCUUCGUCCAUCUUGGUACUUCGUGUGAAUGCUGGCAAAAGUAUGUCAAGUAACACGCACAAGCAUUUCGACUGUCUCACUUUCUGCAAACAUGGACGCACAGGUGUGUACGGACACACACACACACACACGCAGCAAAAUGGAAAAACUUUAAACGGUAAAUUUAAUGAAACUGAGUAUUUAACACGAUAACGUCUUAAGUAAAGGCUCUCGUAAAAGGAAACUGCUGAGUUUAAAGCCUUUACUUACUAAUAGAAGUUUUACUUGAGCAUCAGUCGUGUGGUUAGAUGAGACAGUCUGUGGCUAAAUGAUAUCACAUGCUCAAGUCCUCUCAGAUGUCACUGUUGCUACCUAUGCAGCACAUCCAUAUCUCAACUCAUGCACAUCACGUAAACAACACACACUCAGACACCCUCACACCUAUAUUUUUAUACUACAUGUACAUACUCUGAGUGCUGCACAGAGCACUCAUGGAGCUCUCACCGCGUCCAGCUGACUGAGUUUUAUUCUGUCCGUUGUUCCUUGUUUUCUGCCGUUGCCACUUUCUUUAUGUGUCUGUCUGAUUUUUUUACUCGCGGUCACAAGAUGAUGAGGAAAUGGAGAUGGGUGAGGGGGUUCAUUCCUGAGUGUGCUAGCAUGUUGGCAACGAGCUUACUUGCUGUAGGUGGCUUGGACCACACGUUAGAAUCAAUCGCGCAGUGUUGACGGCUCUGUUUGCACCCGAGCUCAGUGCCAAUGAAAUUCAGGCAUUUCUAAUCAGAUCAGAAAGUGCACACGUUUACAAAUUGCGUUGUUCAGUUGAAUAAGUGUUUGCCAAACUUUUGCUUGUGGAAGUCCAUCAGCAAAGUCCUAGAUAUUUAUUCUUGUAUAUUUAUGGCAACCAGGAUGAUUGUCACCACUAUUUCCUUUUAUGGAAAAUUAGGUUUUAUAACUUUAAAGUUAUAAACAGAGUGUGACAAUAAUCUCAAAGAUGACAUUGCUAAGUUUUACACUGAAAGGCCACUACAUGUACGCUUUAGACCUUAAUGUACAUGUGGCAGCAAGAUGCACUGAAAGAAAAGUUUACACUUUACAAGUUCCUAAACAAUUAGAUAUCUUUACACUGUAGUCAUGUUUAGACAAACUGCAGGUAAAACUGACUACGUUUUGGCACAAUAUGCACAAAAUACUGUAAUGAAAUAUACAUGUAUAUUAUUUAUUAUGCUUUUUAUUCAGGUGUAUUUAUUUGCUGGUGCAGAUAGAGUUGUGUUGUCUGUCAGCGGCCUGAACAGUUUACAUCAUUGCUGCGCAGGAUCACCGGCUGACAGAUCAAGUUAGAGGUCAGAGAAAAUCUUCUGUUUUAUUGAAACCGUGCAAAUCCUGAGGAUUAGCUCCUCAUUUUCUCCCCACACACUUUUUUUCAGCCCUUUUUGACUCCUCAGUCACACUAAUGUUGUACAAAAAAAAGUUGCUCUCCGUGCACUGUCGCUCACGUCAUGCUGACAACAAUCAGCAAGAAAAAAAAAGUGACUUUUAAAACGUGCAGCCGUCUUCUGAAGAUGUUUUUUAUGUAACCUUUUUUCUCUGGCUUGAAUGAAAAUUGCUUUAAUGUAUUUGGAUGUUUACUUGAACAUUGACUGUCGAUUUUGAUGGUUUUUAAGGGUCGGGCACAUUAUUGCCACUUUAUGCUUUCUUAUUUGAAUGCACUGCUUUUGCUCUGCAGCUGGAUUUGUGUUCUUUCGCAGAACGCAGCUCGACUUGCACUUUUUUUUAACCUGAGCAGAGGUUAGACAGUACUGUUUUAUUCAGCUGGCCUUGCCAAACAGGAAUGAACCCCUGUGCCCUCCUGUCAUGUAUAAGUUACAUCAGUUCUGUGCGGAUGUUCAUGAUUGUUUUGCCACUGUAUCCCUCUGCGGUAUUUCAGUUAAAGUGACUGUCGCUCUGUUCUUUUGUGCUCAAGACCAGAGGCUGGAGCGUGACUCUUUUUCCAGAGGCAGACCUUACUUUCUUAAUGACAUUGCACUUGUUUCCCAUGCCAACAGUCGCAGCCGCCCACUGACUAGUUGCCAAUCCCGUCAGCCCCACUUCAUCUUGCCAAAUUAGCAGCGUCUGAGGUGUAGCACAUCCUCUGCUUCCUGUGCUAACACUGACUCAUCGGUGAAGAAGGAUUUCCCACAGUCUUUAUCACGUACACUAGCUUCAGAUUGCACAUACCACCACCGCCGCCACCACCGCCACCGCACGUCUCACUCUAACGCAGUGUUCAUCACCGACUCUGACCGUGGUACAAUGUAAAAGCUGAAACAAUUGUAUUUUCGGCCACUGAAUGAAAAUGAAAAAAAAAAUGCAUGAAAGUAGCUGAAACUGAAGUCUCAUAGUGUUAGCAAAU
Messenger RNA from Chelmon rostratus (copperband butterflyfish), 4275 nucleotides. RefSeq names its product progestin and adipoQ receptor family member IVa (gene paqr4a). The transcript has 3 exons. NCBI's taxonomy places the organism in Eukaryota, Metazoa, Chordata, Actinopteri, Chaetodontiformes, Chaetodontidae. Gene Ontology annotation, cellular component: membrane. The record is from RefSeq and is a predicted model, not a curated record. Gene Ontology annotation, molecular function: signaling receptor activity. Bases 787 to 1725 code for a protein of 312 amino acids.